AACUCGUUCAGACGAUUUUCUCGUGAAAGUAAUAAGCGAAGAGUCCAAGUAAAAAUUAAAAUAAAUUGAAAAACGGGAAGGCAAAGUAUACUUAAAUUUUUGAAAAAAAAAAGAUAUGGAGUCAAAAAAGAACAAGAAAUAUUCAAGAUCGUAUCCGGAUACAGAUGGCGAUGAUAUAGUAAUUUCCGGAAUGGCGGGAAAAUUUCCAAAUUGCCGGAACGUGUCAGAAUACGAGUACAAGCUUUAUAACAAGAUUGAUAUGGUGGACGAUGAUGAACGACGUUGGCGUCAUUUUAAUCCAGAAAUUCCAAAACGAUCUGGAAAAAUUGGUGAUCUGGAAAAGUUUGAUGACUUUUUUGGGGUGCACUUUAAACAGGCCCACACAAUGGAUCCUCAAACUAGAAUUCUUAUAGAAACUGCUUAUGAAGCUGUAAUAGACUCGGGAAUAAACCCAAAAAGUCUACGUGGAUCAAGAACUGGAGUGUACAUAGGAUCAUGUAUUUCUGAGUCGGAGAAAACGUGGUUUUAUGAAAAAGUUUCUUCUGGCGGUUUCGGUAUUACUGGGUGUAGCAGAGCAAUGAUGGCUAACAGGAUUUCAUAUUGCUUAGGACUAGAGGGUCCUUCAUUUUUACUUGACACUGCUUGUUCCAGUUCGAUGUACGCCUUAGAUAAUGCAUUCAGCGCUAUUCGGAAUGGGGAGAUUGAUGCUGCAAUAAUAGGUGGAUCGAACUUAUUACUUCAUCCCUUUGUAACUCUCCAGUUUGCACGACUUGGGGUUUUAGCGCCAGAUGGAUUUUGUCGCCCUUUUGAUAAAAAUGCAAAUGGUUAUACCCGAUCGGAAACUAUUAAUUGCCUUUUUUUACAACGAAAACGAGAUGCUAAAAGGGUUUAUGCUAGUAUAGUUUAUUCGAAAACUAACUGUGAUGGAUAUAAACCAGAGGGUAUAACAUAUCCUUCAGGCACAGUUCAAGAAAAGUUACUCAAUGAAUUUUACAAAGAGAUUGACCAUUCACCAAAAGAUAUUGGUUACUUAGAAGCUCACAGUACUGGAACUGUAGUCGGUGAUCCUGAAGAAUGUAAGGCAAUCGAUAAUGUUCUAUGCAGUCAAAGGCAGGAACCGUUGUUAGUUGGCUCCGUGAAGUCAAAUGUGGGUCAUUCCGAAGCGGCUUCAGGGAUCUGUUCACUAGUUAAAGCUUGUUUUGCUUUUGAAACUGGACUAAUUGCCCCAAAUAUAAAUUUUUCAGAGGUUAAGCCUGUAAUUGCUCCUUUAGCCGAAGGAAGGUUGAUUGUAGUAAAGGACGUAACUCCCCUCCCAAAGCCAUGCAUAGGAAUAAAUUCUUUUGGAUUUGGUGGAGCUAACGCACAUGCACUUUUACAGGGCUUUUCCAAGGCAAAGAACAAUUUCGGAUUACCCCUAGAUGAUGUACCAAGGCUUCUUACCUGGGCUGGAAGAACAGAGGCUGCAGUUGCGGAAAUAUUUAAUGCUGUUGAACAAAAACCAUUGGACGCCGAAUUAAUUGGACUACUUCAAAAUAUUCAAGAAGAAGAUGUGUCCGGUAUGGUGUUCCGGGGCUAUGCAGUUUUUAGCAAAGAAGGAAAAGAGCCGGCCAAAUCAUUAGUAAGAGAUAUUCAACAUUACACAGGACUCCAACGACCUAUUGUAUGGGUAUAUAGCGGAAUGGGUUCACAGUGGUGCGAAAUGGGAAAAUCUCUUAUGAUAAUUCCACGUUUUCGGGAUUCCAUCGAAAUAUGUCAUCAAACGCUACUUGCGAAAGGCCUUAAUCUAAUACAUAUAUUAACAUCCAAUGAUCCUGAAACAUACGAAAAUAUUUUGCAUUCAUUUGUGGGAAUCGCUGCUGUACAAAUUGGAUUAACAGAUGUCUUGCGUUCUCUUAAUUUUAAACCGGACUAUAUAAUUGGUCACUCUGUUGGUGAAUUGGGAUGCGCAUAUGCGGAUGGUGGACUGUCUCCACAACAAAUGAUAAUGGCAGCCUAUUACCGUGGAAAGGUUAGUGUCGACCUAGAAAAAAUAAAAGGUUCAAUGGCAGCAAUCGGAAUGGGCUAUAAGACCAUUCUUCAUAUCUUACCUGAGUCUAUAGAAGUUGCAUGUCAUAAUGGUCCCGAUUCGUGCACGAUAUCUGGUCCAAUAGAUGAUGUUAAUAAAUUUGUCAAUGAACUAAAAUCAAAGGGAAUAUUCGCUAAAGCCGUGCCUUGUUCGAAUAUCGCAUAUCAUUCAAAAUAUAUUGCCCAUAUGGGGCCCCCAUUAUUGCAAUACAUGAAAGAAAUUAUACCGAACCCAAAAUUUAGAACAACAAAAUGGUUAAGUACUAGUGUUCCCAAAAGUGACUGGGAUAAAACUGAACGCAAACUUUGUUCUGCUGAGUAUCACACAAAUAAUUUAUUAAACAGUGUACUUUUUGAAGAGACAUUUUCUAUGCUGCCAAAAAAUGCAUUGACUAUUGAAGUAGCGCCACACGGACUGUUGGGUGCUAUACUAAAACGAUCAAUGCCUAAUGGCGUACAUAUUCCACUUACAAACAGAGGAAACAAAAAUAACGCACUAGUUUUCUUGGCGGCCCUUGGAAAAAUAUUUCAGAAUGGAGUUUUAUUACCGGUUGCCAAAUUAUAUAAAGAAGUAGAAUUUCCUGUUUCCCGUUCGACGCCCAGCAUUAGCUCGCUUAUUCGUUGGGAUCAUAGUGAAGAUUGGUUCGUGACAAAAUACGAAAAUAUGAAAACGAAAUCCAGCGGAGAGCGUAUAUUUCCUGUUAACUUAACUAGUGAUAACGAAGAGUUUAUGAGUGGCCAUGUCAUAGAUGGAAAAAUUUUAGUACCAGCUACUUGCUAUUUGCAGUAUGUUUGGGAAACAUUCUCUUUAAUGUACCAUGGUCCGAGUUAUAUGGACGUACCCGUUGAAUUUGAAGAUGUACGCUUCAUAAGGGCUACAAGUAUGCCCCAUAGUGGAGAAGUAGAAUUAAACGUUAUGAUUCACUAUGGCACUGGGCAUUUUGAGAUAACUGAAGCCGGUAACUUAGUGGUUACCGGCUUUAUUCGUGAGACUGAAGAUUCAAUUAUUCCGGAGGUUUAUUAUUUUAAAGAAGAAUCAGACUUCCCUAUGAUUUCCAAGAAAGACUUUUACAAAGAAUUGAGGUUACGUGGAUACCAUUAUAAUGGCGCAUUUAGGGCAGUUAAUUCAGCCCGUUCUGAUGGUCUGUUCGGCAAAGUUGAAUGGAAUUAUAACUGGGUAACUUUCAUGGAUGCAAUGCUUCAAAUUCAUAUACUUGGAACUGAUUCUCGAACCCUUUUACUGCCAACAAAAAUUCAGAAACUCAGAAUAAAUGGAGUCCAUCAUUUCGAUUUAAUGACUAAGAUGGAUUCAGAAAACCGUAUCUUUAACGUAUAUGUAGAUCAUAAAUUCAACAGGAUCAUAGCUGGCGGUAUUGAGCUGAUAGGAUUACAUGCUAGUCCGGUUCAGAGACGUAGACCUCCUGGUGUUCCAGUCCUUGAAAAGUCUGUUUUUCUGCCCUUUCGUAUGACUCAAACUCUAUCUUUUAAAAAUGCGGCUCGUGUUUGCACUCAACUUGCUCUUGAGAACAAUCUUGCAUUAAAAAUGAAGUUAGUGGAAGUAGAUACAGAUGGUAGAAAAACCGUAUUAAACGAUUUUAUUGAAUCCAUAGAAGAUUUACCAAUAAUUACUGCUGAUUAUAUACUUUUCACAUCUCAAAAGCUAGAAAACAUCCCAGGAGUACACAUUGAAAAUGGAAGUCUUUCGACUCAAACAAAUUGUCAUUUUCUUAUAUGUGGAGAAUGUAAUUUGAGUCAAAUUGAAGAUGCCAAAAAGUCUUUAGUCGAAAGUGGAUUUUUAUUAAUUCGAGAGAAGGCUAAUUCGCAUAUUAAAAAAUUGGAUUUUUCUGAGCAUUUCCGACCGAUUACCAUAAUUCCGAUAGAAAACAAUAAAGAAACAUUUGUUUUAUUGCAAAAAACACAACCCAAGUUAAAAAUUAAACCAAUUGCAGUAAAAGUGCCUCAAGAUGAUGAUACUUUUAAUUGGAUUGCAUUAUUACAGUCAUCAAUAAAUACAAAAACACCAGUUAUUGUAUAUUCAUACAACGAAGAUUUUAAUGGAGUUAUAGGAUUAGUAAAGUGUUUGAGAAAGGAGCCAGAUGGUAAUUUAGUUAGAUGUUUCUUUAUUGAUGACAAAAGUGCUCCCGAAUUUGAUUUGAACCACCAAUUUUAUUUGGAACAGCUAGCAUUAGGCUUAUCUUUCAACAUAUAUCGCAAUGGCGCUUGGGGAACCUUUAGACAUUUGCCAUUGCUUAAUACUGAUAAGCCAAUGUCUAGGUUGGAUCACAUCUAUGGAAAUAUUAUUCAACGUGGAGACUUAUCAACUUUAAAAUGGCUUGAGGGACCACUCUCCCCACAGAAUUGUAAGAUAAAGGUGGCAUAUUCCUCUCUGAAUUUUAGAGAUGUUAUGCUUGCAACUGGUCGAUUAGCGGUUGAACUUUAUGGAUCUAGUCGCAUAGAUCAAAAUUGUGUUCUUGGCUUCGAAUAUUCUGGAAUUGAUAUGGAAACUGGGCGUCGCAUCAUGAGUAUGGUGGUUAAAGGUGGUGUAGCAUCUUAUGUGGAGCAGCCGUCCAAACUUAUAUGGAAUAUUCCUGAUCAUUGGUCAUUAGAAGAGGCCGCCACUGUGCCUGUGGUUUAUAUAACGGUUUACUAUGCAUUUUUCAUGGCUGGCGAUAUAAGGAAAGGAAAAAGCAUUCUUAUACAUGCCGGAACAGGAGGCAUUGGGUUAGCUGCUAUUAGGGUUGCCUUAGCAUAUAACUUAGAAGUUUAUACAACGUGCAGCACACCGCAAAAAAAACAAUUUUUAUUAAAAACUUUUCCGGAUCUUAAAGAGUCGCAUAUUGGAAAUUCUCGAGAUACAUCAUUUGAACUAAUGGUGCAGCGUGAGACAGAUGGAAGAGGUGUGGAUUUUGUGUUAAAUUCGUUGGCUGAGGAAAAGUUACUUGCUUCAGUGCGUUGCCUUGGUAAGUCAGGACACUUUCUGGAAAUCGGAAAAUUUGACAUGGCAAAUGAUAAUAAGAUUGGAUUGGGAUGCUUUUUGAAAGAGAUAACAUUCCAUGCUGUGCUUGCUGAUGGUCUUCUUGUAGCUCCUGAUAAAGAUAUUUGGCAUCUCAAAAGCCUUAUUGAUGCAGAUAUUAUCAAAGGCAUUAUUCAGCCAUUACCAGUCAAGGUAUUUCCAGCUCAAGAAAUUGAACAUGCCUUUAGGCAUCUUAUAGGAGGAAAACACAUUGGAAAAGUGGUUAUUCAACUUCGACAGAAGCCAGAUGACCCAGAUACUUUACCUGUUCAAGUGCAAAAGCAAAUUUAUUUUAAUAAGAAUUUUAGUUAUAUUAUCCCUGGCGGACUAGGAGGCUUUGGAAUGGAAUUGGUUGACUGGAUGGCUUUGCGAGGUGCCCGAAAAUUGGUACUUAGUUCCAAACGUGGAAUUACAAAUGAUUACCAAUUAUACAGAAUGGCACUUUGGAAAUCUUACGGUUGCGAAGUCGUUGUUAAUACGUCGAAUAUUUCAACAAAAGAAGGAUGCCUACAGUUAAUUUCUGAUGCUGCUAAACUGGGACCAGUGGGAGGCAUCUUUAAUCUUGCUGUUAUACUAAGAGAUGGUAUUUUUUCAAAUCAAAAUGAAUCGCAAUUUCUAGAAUGUUUUUUGCCGAAAUCGAUUGCGACAAAAUAUCUGGAUGAGCUAUCUCGUAUAUCUUGCAAUGAACUGGAACAUUUUGUGGUGUUUUCAAGUGUUUCUUGCGGACAUGGAAACGCAGGACAAACUAAUUAUGGAAUGGCUAAUUCAAUAAUGGAACGUAUUAUAGAGUGUCGUAUUAGAGACGGGUUUCCAGGAAAAGCAAUUCAGUGGGGGGCAGUUGGUGAAGUGGGCUUAGUGGCAGAUAUGGCAGAAGAUAAAAUAGAUGUGGAAAUAGGAGGUACUCUUCAGCAAAGAAUUUCUUCGUGCAUACAAGAGCUUGAUAAUUUAUUAAGUACCAAAGAUCCAAUCGUUUCAAGCAUGGUAGUCGCUGAAAAACGGACGGGACGAUCGGGAAAUGAAAGUAUUGUUGAUGUUGUAAUGAAUAUCAUGGGUAUUCGAGAUUUAAAGACAGUAUCACUUGGGACGACCCUAUCAGAAAUGGGGAUGGAUUCGUUAAUGGCAGUUGAAAUUAAACAAACCUUAGAGCGUGACUUUGAGUUAAUUUUAUCAUCCCAAGAUUUACGGCAGCUGACAUUUCAAAAACUUCAAGAAUUUGUAGAGGCUAAAGAAAGGGAAAAUAACGACGGAGUAAAAAUGAUGUUUUCAUCAGAAAAUAAUAUUUUGGGUAUGGAGCUGCUUAUUAGAAACUUGGGCGAUGAAGCACACUGCAAUCAAAUUAUUAUUCCACUUACCACAUCAGCUAGUACUUCAAAACAGAGUCUUUCCCCAAAUAUAAUAAUACCUGGAUUGGAAGGUACAGCUGGGCGCGCCUGGUACCAAAUAGGAUCGUCAUUGCAAAGCACGGCCAUUGUUUUACAGCUCCAUCAAUUAGCACAUCUGGAAACAGUUCUAGAUAUAGCGCAACAAAGCUUUGAACAUAUUAGGCCAAUCUUAAAACAAACAGACCCGUUUUAUAUAAUUGGAUACUCUUUUGGAACACUCGUAGCUCUAAAACUAGCAGAGAUGCUUGAAAAUGCUGGCUUCCGUGGCCACAUAAUGCUACUUGAUGGAUCACCUCAUUUUUUGAAACGACUUACUAAUCUUCAGUUGGGAGAAAAAUUUUCAGAUAAUGACCUCUACAACCUUCUAUUUUCUAGCAUUGUAAAUCAUAUAUUUCCUGAAGAAACUAAAGAAUCGGUAGCCGAAGCUUUUAUAAAACUAGGAAACAUUUCGGACAAAAUGUCUUUAUUUAUGCAAUAUGUUGAUAAGCAGAAUGUAUACAGUAAAGAAUAUUCUGCAACAAUGAUAAAUGCAAUGUUUAGAAGAGUAAAAAUGACUUAUUUUUUGGAUUUAGACAGCAUAAGUAACUUAAAAUCACCGAUUACAUUAGUCCGUCCAGCUGAAGUUUCACUUCAAGAUAUAGAAGAUGACUAUUGUGUUUCGACAAUAACAUCUGGUAAAGUUACUCUUAAAAUAAUCGAGGGCAAUCAUACGACAAUGUUGGAUAAUCCAAUAUUGAGUCAAAUAAUAAAUGACUUUGACCCGACACUAUUAGAUGACAAAAAUUUUGAAGAAUAUAUUAAAAAUGACAAGCCUGUUUCUGUAGUAUAAAUAUUCGGCUACAUUAUUAUAAAUUUAUAGACAAUAGUUGAUACAAUAAGUUUUUAACCUAAUUUUUAUUUAUAAAUA
Drosophila serrata is the source of this 7366-nucleotide messenger RNA. RefSeq names its product Fatty acid synthase 3. Lineage: Eukaryota; Metazoa; Arthropoda; Insecta; Diptera; Drosophilidae. The record is from RefSeq and is a predicted model, not a curated record. Gene Ontology annotation, biological process: fatty acid biosynthetic process. Gene Ontology annotation, molecular function: fatty acid synthase activity; 3-oxoacyl-[acyl-carrier-protein] synthase activity; phosphopantetheine binding.